ACGAGCCGGACUGCGUGAGCCGAAUAGCGAGCGACUCCAAGACGCUGGAUAAGAAACAGGAUAAAAGCGCGGUAAAUGGUAGGAUGGACAACUGCGGAGGUGGCGGCCAGCGCCUGCCCCCGGACGGGGACGAGUUUCCCGCGGCGUACCAAGAAUUCACGAGCCCGAGCCAGCAGUACCAGUACGUAACGACGCGCGAGACGAUGGCGGCCAACGGCGACGUCGACCGGGGCGAGUCGGUGGUGGACGGCACCAAUCCCUUCCUCCCCACGGACAAGGUAACACUCGUCACCAAAAAGGGCCGCAGCAUCUUCGACAAAAAGGACAUGCUGAGCGAGUUCAUGCAGAAAGAAGUGGACGCGGACAAGAGGAGCUCGGUCGGUAAUUACGUGAUCUACAGUGCGCAGAAGAGCCUCGCGAGCGAGAAGAAGAUCGAGAUGGCCGGUUACUACGCGAAGGGCUCGGAUGAGGGGGAGGUGGGAGCGAGCCCGCCACCCUUGCCUCUGACCGGGCCCCCCAAAGUGGAAGCUCGGGCCCAGUCGCAGGAGAGGAAGUUUGCGUCCAACAGCGACCUCUGGCGCCAGGACAACAAGUCCGAGAAAUCGGUCAAGGACAAGAUCGCGAUGUUCUCGUCGCAGAGCAGCGCCGAGGCUCCGCUGUUCCCGACCUCGAUCGCGGCAGGUAGUCCGAGGCGCUUGUCCAAGCACAAAUCGUCGGACGACGUGUUUGGGGAGGACAAGAGACCGAUGGUGGCCGAGCGUACGCAGAGCACCUUCGACCUGACCGGCAAUGGCUACCUUCGGAAGAAGGUCCCCAAUUUGCCCCAGACUUCGCCGCCUUCGAGUCCAGGUGGGGUCAAUGGAUACUCCAGCGGCGGUAGCAGUGGUUCCUCGCCCAUACACCUGCAAAAGUCCCGGGAGAUCAACAACUGCGACAGCAGUGGCUCGUCCAUGUCCAGCAGUCCCCUGAGCUCGUACUCGACGGCCUACAGCCGCGCCAUGAGUCCGAGUCUCGGCAAGAGCUACGAGGCUUCGCCUAUGCCCUCACCGGUGAAGGCACCAGCUGCGUGCGCGGCCGUGCUGACGAGAGCCACGAGUUUCUCGGGAUCUUUGGGUCCGUAUGGCGCUGAUGCGCUUCAGGUCUCGAGCAAAGUGCCGGGGGGCACGUCAUCGAUCGCCAGGACGACCUCGCUGGCGUCGACUUUCAAGAGACCGAGCGACGAAAUGCGGAAGAGCAGCUUGAACCAGCUGAUCGAGCAGAGACGAAAGGGCAUGUCCAAGCUGAGAGGACUGGUCAUACCGGAGAAGGACGCGGUGUCGGUGGACCAGCCGAUCAUCGAUUUGCCGGAAAUCAAAUCUCGAGAAUCUAUUUUGGUUAAUCAGGUGCCUCGAUCCAACAUUCACGACAAGUGGGGCUCCCAGAGUUCACUUGCAAGCAACGCGAGCACAGUCAGCUCCUCCAUGCGGACAAACACUUCCUUCAAAAUGCCAGCACCCAAAAUUCUAUCCAGCUAUUCUCCAGCUUUCAAACGGAAAACCUUGACAGGUUACAACAACAACUCGUCAGCAAUCAAUGGUUCGAAAGGCAGUGCCAACACCACUACCAACAGUCAACUAUCGAGUCCAGCAUCCGAUGCGCCCAAGAGUCUCGAGAGUAUUUGCAGUCCAACGAGAAGUGAUUAUAGCUUUGAUUUCGUAUCAUCUAGCGGUUCACCCGAAAAUAACCAUCCCGCCUCGAAGCCCAAGCUCAACUGCCAACGCAAGAUUGGCAGGAACGAGUACGACGACUCGGACAACGAUUCAGCUGUCAGCAGCUCCCAGAGCAGUAUCUCUCGUGGUUUCAGUCCACCCGCGUCUCCAGUGCCCUCGGACAGGUCUACCAUCUCUUCCGAAAGAUCCUACCUGUCCUCGGAGACGCACUACCAACGCCCACAACUGAUAAUUGAUAGCAAGACUAACGGCACGACCAUAGUGCCUGACAAAGUUUACAACGGCAACAACCAUGUGCGUUCCACUCUGAUAUCGGAGCGCAGCUAUUCCGUACCCGAGAAAACGACGCAUCUCAAGCAAGUGCACCAACAGCAACAACCAGCUGAACAAGUCCGGUCGUCCCACAUUCCCCAACGUCAGAUGCUGAAACGCUCGAACAGCACCGAAACCAACUCGAGUAACUCGUCAACUCUGACCUCGGGGUCGCAAGCUAGCGCUGAAUCCUUGUCCCGUCGAGUCCUCAAGCCACAGAGCGUCGAGGCCAUCAACCGCAAGAACAUCCUGGCAAGUGCAAGAUGCCGCAGCGGACGGGAUUUAAACGGUUCACCGCUGAUUCAGCGCAAGUUCACGGACGAGGAGGAAGCCGGGGAGCAGCAGGAGAGCGGGGUUUUCGUCAAUGCUCACCGAGUAUCGAAUGGAAACGCCGACCACGUCAAGCCCGAGAUUAAGAUUGCUUACAUCGAAAUUGCGGAGAACGUCGAACCGGAGGAUGGUAAAAAGGAGAUGAACGAAGAACCGAGAUUGCCACCCAAGCGGAGCGUUGUUAUCCCGCAAGCCAAAAACGUGCCAAUCCCAACUUCGAGGCCACCAAAGCCCGAAGCGAUGGAGCCUUCCAACGAUAUAAAGUCGUGGGUCAGAUCCGAAAUGCGGAACUUGACAACCGACAGCAACGAUCGAACCAAUUCCUACGAUAGUCGUAAGAAGACGUUGGCUGGUGACGAGGACAUUUCGAGUUCACGUAACUUCAGAAGCAAGUCAACGUUAGCUCUCAACGAACAGAGCCCCUCGACAACCAUGGGAUCGAGGAGCCAGUCCAUCGACGGCGAGGGUGACGUGGACUUGAUCGACUCCAUCAAACCAAAGUCCAGGUCGAAUUAUGCCCUGAAGAAGACCACGGACAACGAUCUCUUGGCAGUAUUGACAACGAAAAGUAGAUCGAGGUCUGCCAUCCACAUGGAAGACGGCAGCUACGGCCAACUGAAGAGCCAGAUGGAUCUGGAGGACAUUCUAACGACCAAGGGUGGCGAGCUAUUGUCUUCCAAAUUACCACGCAGCCUCAGCAUCAGUUCGGACACCAGAACCACGUCCGAGAAAGUCCCCGAGGCGAGCAUCUACUCUUUCUCAAAGAUCGAGAGGAGAUCCAACUCGGCAGACCUGUGGUCCGAAGAGAAGACACCGUCUACGAAGAUACCUUCGCUCAGCGGCAGAACUGGCAAGCUUUUUGCCGAUAACUUGGAGGACAGUACCAUCGAGACGAGCGAGUCGAGCAAGCAAACCAACAGUUGUUCCAAGAUACCGAUGUCGCGCAACCUUGGCAGACGAAGCGCCAGUGUCACGGACAUGAAGAAGGUCUUUGAAAAGGUGGACCACAACUCGUCCACCGGUGCAUACUCGCUGGGCGGUCAAUCGGCCAACGUAGGCUCCCACAACCGUUUCCCUAGUCUCGACAGCAGCGUAGAGGAGAACCUUCGACCCGUGGGCGGAGUGAGCGCCUGCGAGCCAGACACGGAGCGCUUCAACGGCGAGCAAUUUGGGAGUAUCAGCUCGCUCGCGAGCAGCACCAGCCUGAUAUCGCAGCAGGAGCUCGCCCAACUGGUCGAGGAGGCGAACCUCGAGGAGCCAAGAGGUGGCCACGACGUGGCGGUGGUGCUGCUGCACAAGGAGAACCCGACGGGCAGCGUGGGGAUAAUCCUGGCGGGUGGCGCCGACUGCGAGACGAAGGAGAUAACGAUUCACCGGGUGCUCAGCCACUCGAUAGCCGACAAGGAGGGCAGCGUGCACAGGGGCGAUCGCAUUCUGAGCAUCAACGGGCGUAGCAUGCGGGGACUUACGCACCGGGAGAGCCUUGCCGUGCUGAAGCAGCCGAGGUCCGAGGUCGUGCUCGUUGUUUCCAGGGCUAAGGCCGAGGAUGGCGCCAAGCCCGAGGCGACGACUGUUUCCAGGUUCCGGUCGCGCACGGAGAGCGUCAGCUCCGCAGGAGAGGGUAACAAGACGAACGGCGUCGUGGAUAACACAGCGUGGGGUCCGCCGAUGGUCGUGGCAAUGUACAAGGUCGGCACUGGCUUGGGCUUCAGUCUCGAGGGUGGCCACGAUAGUCCGCUUGGCGACCGGCCCCUCUUAAUUAAGAAGAUAUUCACCGGUGGUGCUGCCGAAAAGACUGGUGCUUUGCGGGCGGGCGACGAGCUGCUCGAGGUGAACAACCGCGACGUGAGCAGGAUGUCGAGGAUCGAGGCUUGGUCGCUGAUGAAGAAGCUACCCGACGGGGAAGUCAGUCUCCUAGUCAGACAUCCUGCCACCAAAUCCUCGUGAACACGACGACGCGCGGCGAAACAACGAUUAUCACAUAAGUUUAGUCAUCCGAGCGCUAUUAUCGCCGGUUUUUCAACCAGUACAUGUAGCAUUUUCGAUCCUUUUUUUUUCCAUUCGUUUUGACAGCUGUAACAUACACUCGUAUAGCAACAUGAAAGGAGAAAUCGAUUUUUUUUUGUUUCUUUGUUUUUUUUCGAAAUACGAAAAAUAUUAACGAAUACAGUCGUGCGACUGUAUGAAUGAGUUUUAUAUACAUACGUAAAGACAAAACAUUACGAUAUAAUGAUUAGAGAUAAAUUUUAUUGUAUACAUUUAUGAGAUUUAUAUGUAUUAAGUAGUCGGUUGUAACAGUCAAGUGUUUGCGUAUUGCGAACGACAAUAAUGCCCCUGUGUGCCUUUGAUGAUCAUUAUUAUUAUCAUAUAUUUAUAUUAUUACAAUUAUUAUUUAUAUUACGUUUUUUUUUGUUUUUUUUUUUUCUUUUUUAAUCAUCAUAUUUUUGCAUCUUCGCCAUACUACGAGUCUUAAGUGGGGGUUGAUGUAUACACAUAUAUGUAUGAGAUGUGGUUCGACUGUACUAUCGUCAAACGAAGAGAAAAAAACGAAUAAACAAGUGCUGGCAGUGCAAUAUUAUGAGCUUAUGUAAAAACAAAAAAAAAAAGGAGAAAACCUUUUUUUCAAUAUAAAAUUAAAACGAGAGAAGAUAAAAAUGACCACGUCAUUAAAAAACUUGUACCCUCGCAAUGUGCAAAAUAGAGGAGCAAUAACCACUUCAUUUUUGAGGAGAGAGAAGGUACACUUGCACCAUGACGCAAUUUUAUUGUAUGAUACAGUAAUUUUUAUGGUGUUAAAAAUUAAAAUCCAACGUAAUUUUUACUCAGUGUAUCUUAAUUUUCCUAAAAAUUGGGGUAAUAUUUGUUUAACACUUUUCUCAGUUAAGGACUGACGCUGGGAACUUUAAUCUAAUUGUGUCGAAAAAAAACUUUAAAUACAUCAAUUACUGAUUGUCGUGGAAAAUUAAAAAAUGACAAGUAAAAUGUAAAAAAAUGAGCUUAACUUGUAAGGGACACGAAAAAAAGCGAAUAUUUUAUAUUUAUUAUUUCAACAGGAAUAGAAGUCCUGUGUAAUACUAAGUUACACAUGUAUGUAAAAUGGAGAAGUAGAAACAUGCCUUAAUAGUUUUCUUUCGAUCCUUUCAGUGUAUCCCUAAUGUUGACAUUUCAACGACAUACUGCAUGAUUUGGAAUUAUUUGUGCCUUUUUAAGUCAUCAAAAAAUUAUUCAAAUAAUAUAUACCGUUUAUUAAACGUGCCUUCACUGUAAUCGAAAUUUAGCCUCUAAAAGGGUCGUCUAAGAUAAAAGUCAAGGGAAGAUCAGGACUUAGCUUUUCUUGAUUUAACUAAAGGAAAAUCAGUAGAUCAUUAAACAUUGGUCCAUCAGACGGUUAUCCAAUCAAGAAACAAUAAUUAUUGUUCUUCCAAAUCAUUUUCAUUAAAAAUUAUGUGUAAAUACAUAGUGAAAAUAUAUACGUUACAGAGUAUAUGAGUGACUGAAUGAAUGAAUGUGCCAAAUACACAGUUAAUAUUUCAAAAAAGAAAAAAAGAAGAAUGUGAAUGCAAAGUUACAAGUUGACUAUAUUAGACUAUAUUAUUGAAUUAUUUAAAUCUAAAAAUCUGUUUAAUCCUUUUUCUAAUUUGCUUGUUUUAUUGAAUAAAUCGUGCUGUGAUAGGUGUGAGUAUGUUUGUGCGCCUUUAAUUAAUUAUAAUUAUCAUCGAGGUUUGGCGUGAAAUAUUAAAGAAAUUUAAUGAUUGUACUGUUGACUUAUAAUAAAAAAAAUAACCCUUUAGUUGACUUAUUUUUACAAGCUAACCAUAAACUGUAAGUUGCGAUAUUCAAUAUUAUUGUAUAAUUUUGCGAUCAGUGUCAAACUGUUAUGUAUGCUUUUUUUUUCUUCUACACUAAUUGUUUUUUACGUGUUGUUGAUUUGUAAAACAAAAGCAUUUUCAAUGUAGUCUCUGGUAAUAAUAAAUGAUAUUGUAUCCAACUA
This is a messenger RNA of Copidosoma floridanum, 6342 nucleotides long. RefSeq lists its product as uncharacterized. The record is from RefSeq and is a predicted model, not a curated record. Gene Ontology annotation, molecular function: protein binding. NCBI's taxonomy places the organism in Eukaryota, Metazoa, Arthropoda, Insecta, Hymenoptera, Encyrtidae.